AUGAAUAUCACGGGAAUCUUAAAUGAAGUGGGCACCAUGAAAAGUAAUAUAUCAACAUUUAAUGCUACAACAACGAUGGAACCUAUCACAAGGAAGUCAAAUCCGAAUAUCUCAAAGAUUGCAAUAGCGGUAACGAUCAAUUUCUUGAUGGUCUCGGCCAAUGUCAUCAGCUUAGUUGCCUUUGCCAUUGAGAAGAAACUCCGCACCUACAACAACUACUUCAUCAUCAAUCUCGUCAUCUCCGAUCUUCUAGCUGGCAUACUCCUAGCCGUCACCGUCGCACACUCAAUCAUCGGUUAUUUCCCAUUCUCAACGGACUUUUGUAGGGUGUACACUGGCCUCAGGAACGCUUCGACAACGGUAUCGAACCUCGGUAUGGUCGUUAUCUGCGUGGAUCGGUACCAAGCGACAUUCGACCCGAUCAACCAUUACAUCUCCAGAAGCAAACGCAGGGCUGUGAUCUUGAACAGUAUCGCUUGGACCGUCGGACUCGGGUUCUGGCUGUUGUACGCAACCGCCUGGGACUUCGUGGUCGAUGCCGUCAACACCCGUCACUGCGUUCCGGGUUAUUCUUACCGACUAAUUCCUGCCAUCUUGCCCAUCUUUCUUCAGGUGUUUCUGCCCCUAAUUGUCGUUUCAACUCUCUACUUGAGGAUCUACGCAAAGAUCAAACAGACCCUCAAGGGAAGAAAUGUCAAUGCGAAAUUCAAUCCCAGGUCGAGUGUCCUGGAAGAUUCGGCGACUUUUGAUGUCGGCAUCGUCUCUGUUGCUAGUCGGGUAGACUUCCCAAACAUUACAGAUGGAGAAAAGGGAAGGAAACCAUUGCAAGAAACACUCGAGACAACUGGAAAACAAAGAAAUCCAUCUAGAAAGAAAACUGAGGGCAAGACAUCUCGCCAGGAGUCGACGGGUGAAAUGUGGAAAGCCACUCGAACGCUCCUCUUCAUCAUCAUUUCCUUCUUCGUAGCCUGGAUACCAAGUAGCAUCGUGGCUGUUAUCUUUACCAUCAAUCCAACCCUUCUUCAUCAGGGGUUUUUCACAUCCACCUGGUACAUCUUCAUAGCCUGGCUGACUUAUGCCAACAGUUUCCUCAACCCCAUCGCAUACUCAAUGAAGAUGGAGAUGAAUGAGGAUGAUGGUGAUAAUGGUGAAAAUGAAGGCCAUGAUGAAGAUGGAGUUGAUGAUGAUGAUGAUGAUGAUGGUCAUGGGAGAGUGUUUGGUGAUGAUUAA
Molecule: messenger RNA, 1230 nt
Organism: Lytechinus pictus (painted urchin)
Lineage: Eukaryota; Metazoa; Echinodermata; Echinoidea; Temnopleuroida; Toxopneustidae
Product: 5-hydroxytryptamine receptor 1B-like
Exons: 3
Coding region: 1-1230 (409 amino acids)
Biological process (GO): G protein-coupled receptor signaling pathway, coupled to cyclic nucleotide second messenger; chemical synaptic transmission
Cellular component (GO): dendrite; plasma membrane
Molecular function (GO): G protein-coupled serotonin receptor activity; neurotransmitter receptor activity
Source: RefSeq, a predicted model, not a curated record